CUUCUACUUCCGUCUACGUCAGUCACUCCCCACACAACACGGAAUAUGGCGGCCAGCUCAGAUCGGAUUCCUCCUCCUCUCUCUGCAGCAGACGAGCCAGAAGCAGGACUGGCUGACAUGGCAGACGGAGACAGCGACGAGGGAGAGGACAUCUUCGUGAGUAACAGCAACCCUGUGGCGGUCAGUCGAGGAGUUUCUCAGCCUGGUCAUGUCAGUGAAGACCCUCCAGAUCUGUUCAGUGAGGAGGAAGCUGGCAGCACCACUGCCAAGUCCAAUGGAGUUCACUCUGAUGAUGACAAUGACCUGUUUGCUGAUGCACAUGUGGAGCUGAGCACAGACAAGCCCAGCAGCUCUGCUCAGAAAGAGCUCAGCGCCUCCUCUGGCUCCCGUCCUGCCUCCUCCUUCACCCAGAGCCCUGCAGCCAUGCAGCCCACCUCCUUGGAGCAGUUGGAGGAGGAAGAGGCCAGGGAUAGUUUUGAUGUGGACGUUGCUGUCACCAACCCGGAGAAAGUCGGUGAUGGCAUGAAUGCCUAUGUGACCUACAAAGUAUCCACCAGGACUUCCCUGGCCAUGUUCAGGAAUAAGACCUUCUCUGUGAGGCGGCGUUUCAGUGACUUCUUGGGUCUCUAUGAGAAGAUGUCAGUCAAGCAGACGCUCCAAGGCUGCAUCAUCCCUCUGCCACCGGAGAAAAGUGUCGUAGGAAUGACCAAAGUGAAAGUGGGAAUGGACGACCCGUCAUCAGUAGAGUUUGUGGAGAGAAGAAGAGCAGCUCUGGAGAGGUAUCUUCAGAGAGUUGUGUCUCACCCAACGUUAAUACAAGAUCCUGACGUCCGUGAGUUCUUGGAGAGAGAAGAAUUACCCAGAGCGGUGAACACCCAGGCGCUGAGUGGAGCUGGCUUUCUCAAAAUGAUCAAUAAGGCAUCCGACGCUGUCAACAAGAUGACCAUCAAGAUGAAUGAGUCUGACACUUGGUUUGAGGACAAGUUCCAAGAGGUGGAAAAUGAAGAGCAGCAGCUGAGGAAGCUCCACGCUGUGGUCGACUCCCUGGUCAAUCACAGGAAGGAGCUGUGUGGGAACACUGCAGUAUUUGCCAAAAGUAUGGCCAUGCUGGGAAACUCUGAGGACAACACAGCCCUUUCGCGGGCCCUGUCCCAGCUGGCAGAAGUGGAGGACAAAAUGGAGCAGCUGCAUCAGGAGCAGGCAGCCAGUGACUUCUUCAUCUUUGCAGAGGUGCUGGCUGACUACAUCCGCCUGCUGGGAGCUGUGCGGGGCUGUUUUGACCAGCGUAUGCGGGCGUGGCAGCGAUGGCAGGAGGCUCAGAGCACACUCCAGAAGAAGAGAGAGGCAGAGGCCAAGCUGCUGUGGGCCAACAAGCCGGACAAACUGCAGCAGGCCAAGGAAGAGAUCACUGAGUGGGAGGCCAGAGUUACUCAGUACGAGAGAGAUUUUGACAGGGUUGGCAUGACUGUACGUAAGGAGGUUCUCAGGUUUGAGAAAGAAAAAGCCAAGGACUUCAAGAGCCAGAUAAUAAAAUAUUUGGAUUCAAUGCUUCAGUCUCAGCAACGGCUUAUAAAGUUUUGGGAGGCGUUCCUUCCUGAGGCAAAGGCAAUAGCUUAAUGAAGAGGGAGACUUUCUGAAGACCCCAACUGCCUUUUUUUGAACACUUUACCUCUUGACCAGGAACUGAGAGAGGACGAUUUUGCAACACACAAGAAACUUCCAUCCAUUUUUUUUUCUUUCUUUCUUUUGUCUUUUUAAUCAUAGUGUAUUCUCUUAUCUUGUACAGUUCUUUGAUAUAAUAAGCUGCCGCAUUUACACAACGUUUCUUCUGCAUAAUUCCUUGUUUAUGUUCUUGACGUUAAAAUGGUAUAAAGCAGGAAUCCGACAGAGAUUAACCUGGCCGUAGUAAUCGUAAAAAACCCACCGUCUGUCAGUGGGAUAUACAGUAUAUUUAUGUUACUUGCUUAAACGAGUAUAUUAAAGUGUUAACACUGAGGUACUGCCCUAAAGUAACAUUGUCUAUAGUUUACAUUAGAAGAUAGACGUAUGUAAGUCAUUCCAGUCUCUAACAGCUUAUGUUGAUGGAUGCAUGUCAGAUAAUGUUUUGAUGCACUAAAAUGCAUUGUACAGUUGGAAAAGCAGGUUUUUAAAAUGAAAUGCCACUAUUGAUGACUGAAGUCAUAUACCAGAAGUAUUAGCACAUGUUACAGUGUAUCACAUAAUACAUAUUAGAACAUAGAAAUCAUAUGAAAACUCUUUGAUUUGAUAAGAUUACAGGCUUUUCAGAGUUGUUACAAAAUUAAAGAAAUGUAAGGUUACAGUAAGUGAAAGUUUGUGAAAUCCUGUCACUGCUUUGUUUGUAUUUUCUAUGAUGAUGAAUCAGCUUGAAUCACGUUUAUUAUAUUAAUCAAUUUCCUCCAAAACUGUCUUAUGUACUUAUCAUUUCUUGUGUCAGAGAUCGAGGCCCAAAGGAACUCAUUUGGAGCUGCUGCAGAGAUUGUUUACUGUCCGUGUAAAUGACUCUCGACAUGUAUGUACACAUGUACAAUACUUGAAUUCAAUCAUGCAACCACUGUCAGAUAUUAUUAGUCACCCUAUACUUUUGAUAAAUUGGUUUAACAAUGGUUAAAAAAAAAAAAAAAAAAAGGCACAGACAUUCAAGUUAUGCUGUUCCUUAUUUUCUUAUUCAACAUUUGUAAGUGUAGUUUUUCUGUCAUGUCAUAUUUGCGUAAGAACAUGCUUUAUUUUUGUAACCACUUUGCAUUAGCACACAUUUUCCUGGAAACGCUAUACAGGUAUAUGUACAAAAUAAAUAUGAUUGGUUAAAGUU
Thunnus maccoyii (southern bluefin tuna) is the source of this 2830-nucleotide messenger RNA. Its product is annotated as sorting nexin-1-like. The coding region runs from base 46 to 1617 and encodes 523 amino acids. The record is from RefSeq and is a predicted model, not a curated record. Gene Ontology annotation, cellular component: endosome membrane; endosome. The transcript has 15 exons. Lineage: Eukaryota; Metazoa; Chordata; Actinopteri; Scombriformes; Scombridae. Gene Ontology annotation, biological process: intracellular protein transport; early endosome to Golgi transport. Gene Ontology annotation, molecular function: phosphatidylinositol binding.